CAACAAAAAGCACGUGUAUUGUUUUGCCGCAUGGUUUCUUGGCCGGGCGCAGUGCUUUCCACUCGUUAAAGAUAAUUGUAGUGUUUUUACCGAUUCUUGUGGUUUAGUUGCCAAUGUAAAGAUGGCCACCAGUUUAGCAGCACAGCUAAAACGUUUGGCCGCGCCCCAAACGUCUACGCAGCAGGAUUUUCGCAAAACCGCAUCGAUUCUGUUUGACGCCAAGGAAGCGGCAUCCAAAGAUCGGGAAGUAAUCUUCGACAUCGGCGUUAGCGGACUGGAGGAGCUGAUUCAAAUGCAUGGCGCCUUUGCCCAGUUUGAGGACACGCUGUUCGACAAGAAAUCGAUCGAUUUGCAGCGAUCCGUCGAGAAUCAGGUGGUGAACGAAAAGCUUGAUAACAACAUCAAAAAGUUUUUCUACCACCUUUCGCCGUAUUUCAUGCUGCAGCCGGCACACAAGUGCCUGGAGUGGUUGAUACGACGCUUCGAGAUCCAUAAGUACAACAGGGUGGAGUUUGUGCACCUCAUACUGCCGUACCAUGAAACGCGCAUUUUUGUUCGCUGUGUGCAAACGAUGCAGGUGGAGGAGUUCAACGAUAAGCUAGGGUUCCUGGCCGCAGUUGGCAAAUCGGGCGUACCACCGUCCAAGCGUACCAUCAUCGACCACUGCAUUCGGCAUCCAGGGUUUCUGAAGACCUAUGGAAAAUUUAUCUGCAGCGCAGUGUUGGAGCUGGGCAGCAAAGCAAACGCACUGCAGGCUACCUAUGCGUUCUACAGCACCACGACUCUGGGUAUGCUGCACAACGUGGAAACGGUGACCGAAAACCACGUGGUUGCCGUGCUGAAGACGGUCGGUAAGGGACUAGCGUCGAGGGCGAUUGAUUUUGCAGCCGGUGCGUUCAUGAUCGUCGGCCAGAUGGUAAUGAAGACGAAUCUGGCGGAAAGCACGAUCGAAUACCUGGUACGGCGUGUCUGUGGCGUUCAGCAUCCGGCACUCACUACCGAAGCGACCAUGCUGCUGGUACUGAUCGUGCAAACGCAACACGAACGGAUGGUUUCGAUUUCCAAGGAGCUGAUGGAAGAGAUCAUCCGCUGCAAAUGGCUUACACCGACGCUGUGCAACGUAAAGUCGGACGGUGUCGAUGUGAUGGUGCUGUAUCGGAAACUGUUGGAAAAUUGUUUGAAUGAAAUAUGCUGCACUGCAGGUUCGCUGGUGGAGUAUAGCAGUUUCUGCGAACAAUUGAUGCUUGAAGUUCAAUUGACCGACGAGGAAGCGGAAGAUAUAAUUCAGUGUGUGCUGGAUUCCUAUUUUCACAAAGGUGGCCAAUCGAGUAGUGCAUCUAAGCCUGCUGCGAAAACCUUACUCCACGAAGACACGAUCGAUCUAGACACGGACGAAGAAGAUUACGAGGACAAGGAUCAAAGCGUGAUCAAGUGGUACUCCGAUUUUUUGAAAAGCUUCGAACGGCAGUAUCCUGUCGCUUUUGAUAAGGUCGUAAAGCGCGUCAUGAAGGGUCAAUAUUCGCACAAAAAGCGUAAUGCGUUGCGAAAUGUGUUGGGUUUCCUCCUGCAAGCGUCGUACAACGAGAACGAAACGAGUGUGUUUGAAAAUCUCUUCCACUACGACGUCGAACGGCGUAAGCAUGCGGUUGAAUAUUUGGUUAAAAAUUUGCGCCUUAUGAAGCUGAAAAGCCGUGGCAAGAUGGAUCUGUUGCGCGACAGCGUUCGGGAACGGCUAGACGACGACAGCUACGAGGUGAUUGAGGAACUGCUCAAAAUCGAUCCUACCGAGCUAGUGAAUGUGGUCGGUGCUGACGAGUUGAUCAGCAAACUGAGCAAUCUUGUGCUGAAAUGUGCCGCCAAUCAGACACGCUGGAAGGCGGUAACGCCACGCCUAAUCGAACUGCUUACGGACGAGCGUAUUUACCGUGUGGUCGAUGUGAACCGGGUCAUCGUUACGCUCUAUCCGUUGUUAUUCCCACUUGGAGAUGAUCCUGUGGGCAAACGAAAUGCGGACGGCUUGAUAUCGUCCCCCUUCGGCAAACAGUAUCUGGUGUCACAGUUUUAUGGCAACGAGGCGAAUUGCAAUUUGAUACUGGACAUUCUACAGAACGCCGGCCAAUGCACGAACCCGAUACAGGUGUGCUUCAACAUUCUGCUGAUAUCGUCCGCACUGCCCACACCGUGCACCGUGCAGCAGGCGGACCGCGUAUUGGACUAUGCGGUAAAGCAGAUAACAAACCAUCGCUUCCAUUACGCACACACAUCGGACAUUCAGUGUUUGCGGGAGAACAAACUGCCCCAGGAUCUGGUUACGAUUCCGAUACGGUUCAUCAUCGACCGGGUGCAGUUUGAUCCGAUCGUUGAAAUGAACUUCGAGCGGCAAAGCACCUCGCUGAAGCUUCGGCUGCGGAUAUUCAACGAACUGCUCGAAAAGUACUGCACGAUCGAUGUGAAGCAUGAGCAAGUGCGCGCAAUUUUCCGUGAUUUGCUGAAAAACUAUCUGACCCGCCUGUACCCACAACCGGAAGAUAGGAUUGAAUUUCUUUCGCACUUCUACACCGUUCAUCUGAUCGAAUCGACUGCUCAAGACGAAACGAUCAACUUCCUGAUCAGUCCAACGUUGCAGAUCCGCUGCCAGCGCCUGCUCAACUCUAUUCUGGAACAGCUGAAGGGCACGGGCUGCAAGGUAACGAACAAUGCGUUCAUAAACAUUCUACUUUCGCUCACGUCCGAAUCGAUGGUGGUGCGCGAGUGUGGCCUCAAAACGGUCGAGUUAAUCGUUGAGCUGAAGAAAGCGAACGGUCUGUCGAAAGCAGCGAACAGCUUCCUGGAGAAACUGUUCGCCCGGCGCGAAGAGCUUACCAUGGACAGCGAGCAGCUGUCGUUGGUAGUGUUUACGAUAUUUUUCAUGGAAGAUGCAAAACCGUUGAAACCAACGAUCGAAUGCUUCAUCGCACGUACGGCGGACCCUAGCACACCCACCUACAUCGUGUGCGGUAUAAUGGACUUCCUGAAACUGCUUGACGAUCCGCUGGUGUUGGUCAACGCAGCGUCCAAGGGCGUAAGCAUUGUGGAGCGCGUAAGCAACGACAAGGAUCGUGCGCUGUUCGAUGCAUACGAAUCGAAGCUGCUGCAAUUGCUGAUCGGCCGCUUCAAUGUGGACAUUGCCCAACAUCUGGCGACGAACGAAAUCUGUCAGCGGCUGGUAACGUUAACGUUGGCCUGCGACAAGCCGUUGGUGUUACCGCUGGAGCGGAAGCUUCUCACGCCGGCCAUUAUGAUGAUUGAAGCACUCGGGGGCGAACUGUUUGAGACGCUUCCCGAGCCAUACACGAAACAGGUUCUGCAGUGCAUCGUCGAGGCAGCAACACUCUCGCAACACCCGGAAACAAACUCAGCCACGGCGAAGCUAUUCAAGCACAACAUUAUCAACGCGGAACUGGUGGUGGAUAUGCUGAGCGCGAUGUACGAUGGCCGAGCACAGGACGCGGCCAGCACUCCCAAAGAUAAGGGUAAAACGGGCCGUAAAUCCAUCAUUUCCGUAGCUCCGUCGGAGCGAGUGCUCGCCUCGACGGUGUGGAAAUGUGGCGUAACACUGCUGGAGCACUUGCAGAACAAGAAGAAGCUAGAAAAUGCCCAUCUGCUCGUGCCGAAGUUGUUCGAGUGUCUGAAGUAUUGUCUCGAUUUCGAGGAGCAAUCGGCGCUAGAGUACGUAAAGCAGAUCGUACUGUCGCUGCUGCUGUACUGCAUCCAGAAGGUGGAGCAAUUGGAUAGCGGUAGGGCCGGGAACGAAUCGCCAUUUGCGAAGGCGAGCAGCAUGUUUAAGGUGGAGCAGAUUGUCCACUGCAUCCGGGGCACUCAGAACCCACAGACGCACCAUCACGCGCUACUGCUGCUGGCGCACGUGGCCCGCUACGUACCGGAUCAGGUGCUGCACAACAUGAUGGAAAUCUUCACCUUCGUUGGUUCGUCGAUCGUCCGGCAGGACGACGCGUACAGCUUCCAGAUCAUAGCGAAGAUCAUCGAAACGAUCAUACCGACGAUCGCACUAGGUGGAGCGGCGGCCGGUUCCGCCACCAACCACAACGCGCUGCAGCAGGUUAUUCCGAUUUUAAAAAUCUUUUCUGACAUCAUACUGGAUGUGCCGGAGCAUCGGCGCAUCCUGCUGUACGUGAAGCUGCUGCAGACGCUCGGCGCCGAACAAUAUCUGUGGGUAUUUUUGGGCGUGCUGAUCGAGUCGGACGUCAUGAAGGGUGGACAGAGGGCGGAAAAGCGCAACGCGGCUAAAUCGCGUGCCGAAGCCGAACUGUCGUUGAGCGAGCUGUCGAAGCGCAUGGAGGUGGCGCUACUGAUAGCGAGCGAGUUCGAACCGACCGUCAUCGUCCAGACGUGCACAAAUCUGAUCGAUUAUCUGCGCGACCUGCCGAUGGAGAUCGAAAAGCGUAAGGCCGAUGCGGAGCAAAUCAUGGAGGUGGAUGUGGUGGAUUCGACCAUUUUCAACGUGAAAACGCACAACGGUCGUCAGCUGAAACAUUUCAAAUACUCACUGGUACAGUUCGUCGCCGGGCUGUUGUCGUCGGUGUUUGUCAUUAACAAGAUUGCUCAGCUAACGGAGCAGGAAACGCUCGGUAUGAAGAAGUACUAUCAAAAUCUAAUAGUCGGAAUAUUGACGUACGUCAAUGCGGUCUCCAAAAUGCUCGACAAGCUAAAGGAGGACAGCUCGGACGAAAAGAUCCCCCUGUACUGGAGGGCUAUGCUGAACAAUUGUUACGACAUACUGGAAAGUACCAUCUCGCUGCUUUCGGCCGACACGUUGAUUAUCGUCGUGAAUGGACUGCUGAGCCACCGGUUUUUGAUGGUGCGCCGCAAGGUGAUUGAACUGUUGAACAACAAGCUACAGUACAAGCAGGACUACUUCAACGAAAAGCAUUACCCGGGGCUGCUUAAUCUGUUCAAGCCGCUGAUGGCGCUGGUUAGGAAUAUGCACGAGGAGGAGAACGUCGUCGGGACUUCGUUCGAGCGAAUGGUAAUCGUACAGCUGAGCUACAUUGCGGUGCGCCAUCUGUCGAAGAUACUGACGCAGUACGACACCAAGAAGGUGCAGUCGGUGUUGGCCAUGUUGAUGGAGGAGCUGCAGGCUUACAAGAAACACCCGAACACGCAGAUACUGUCGUCGCUGAUCCUCUGCAUUGGUGAGCUGUGCAGCAACCUUGGACCGUAUUCGAUCAAUUUCCUGCCCCAGUUUAUGCCGAUGGUGAACAAGUUUCUCAACGCUCAGCUACAGUCGCGCGAACCGAUCGACAUUCUUACCUCCAGCAUUGUGCUGCUAACGGUGAAGAUUGUCGAUACGCUGGCCCGAUUCAUUUCGCCGUACCUGUGCGAUAUGCUGGUCGGUAUGACGAAGCUGUACGCCAUGAUCGAGCAGAAGAACGAUCCACGGUUGGGCAAUAUGAAGUCACGGUUGGUGAUGAUUUGGGAUAGUCUUUCGAGUACGAUCGCACCGCGGGUACUGCUGCCAGCGAUUGAACAAUCGUACCACACGCUCGUCGAAGCGGGCGAGCUUGGCGCCGUCGGACCACUGAUGGCACUUCUCUCGACCAUGUUUAACGGCAUGAAGUCGAGCAAUUUUGCCGCCAUUCGCAGCGAAGUAACGGACCUGUUCCUGACGGCCCUCCAGUUCCGGUGUUACAACUCAUCCACGGACAAGUUUACGCUCGCAGCAAUCGAUGCGGCCGAAGCGCACGUUAUCAAGUCGUUUGUCGUGUUGAUACUGAAGCUGUCGGAGAGUACGUUCCGGCCCCUGUUUUACCAAGUGUUCGAAUGGUCCAUCCGCGAAACGUCCAGCAAUGACCGUGCAAUAACGUUCUUCAAUUUGUGCUGCCACGUGGCGGAAGCGCUUAAGUCGCUGUUCGUGCUGUUUGCCAGCGAUCUGAUAGCGAUUGCCGUCAAGCUGCUGAACGCUACCAAUGCGGCCAAGGUCGACGGAACCGCCGAGGUGCAGGAGUUGCAUUUCGCGGUGAAAUCGAAAAACGUGACAUUGCUCCGCUACGUACUGAAGACGCUGUACUGCAUCGUGCUGUACGACAAUCAGAACUUCAUCAAUGCGGUACGGUUCGAUAUGCUGCUCGGGCCGGUUACGGACCACCUGGAAAACGAGCUUAUUAUCAGCGAGCCAGAAGUUCGCACCCUGGUGAUAGACGUCCUCGCCCAGAUGGCAGUGGCGGUGAUGGAUGAUUCGCUGUGGCGUCAGCUAAAUUAUCAGGUGCUGAUGAAAACACGUAACAACGAUGCACAAGUGAGACUGUUCGCACUGGAGGCAGGCACAGAAAUAGCGCGUAAGCUGGGCGAAAGUUACGCGCCACUGCUGCCGGAAACUAUACCCUUCCUGGCGGAACUGAUGGAAGACGAUAAUGAGGACGUUGAGAAAGCGGUGCACCAUUCAUGCCGUGAAAUUGGCCGUGCCACUGGUGAAGAUUUGCAGAAAUACUUCUAAAAGUAUAUACGAUACGUGUACUGUCGUUGCGUUAGUGACAUUUUAGCGAAUCGCAGUGAAUGCGAACCGCGACCUAUUUAAAGCGACUUGAAAGCGAUUCGCUUUGUAAUGUUGGAAUGUCGGUAAGAAUAAAGAAUGGGUCGAAUGAAUAAAUGAA
Anopheles stephensi (Asian malaria mosquito) is the source of this 6650-nucleotide messenger RNA. Its product is annotated as HEAT repeat-containing protein 1. The coding region runs from base 122 to 6493 and encodes 2123 amino acids. Gene Ontology annotation, biological process: maturation of SSU-rRNA from tricistronic rRNA transcript (SSU-rRNA, 5.8S rRNA, LSU-rRNA); positive regulation of transcription by RNA polymerase I. The transcript has 4 exons. The record is from RefSeq and is a predicted model, not a curated record. Gene Ontology annotation, molecular function: snoRNA binding. NCBI's taxonomy places the organism in Eukaryota, Metazoa, Arthropoda, Insecta, Diptera, Culicidae. Gene Ontology annotation, cellular component: t-UTP complex; small-subunit processome; 90S preribosome.